CUUUGUGUAUAAUAUGGUAGAGGGAUCGAGUGUGAAUAGAAUAUCUUGCCAAGAAUACAAAAUCAUUCUCAGGGCUUUGACUCCGCCAGCCACCGGUCUUUGAUUGAAGAAGCUCAAGCCCCGAUCGCUCGCAGUAUACAUCCGCCUAUCUUCACUGGGGAUCAGUGGGGAAUCUCUCGGCAUUGAAAGCCAGAAGUUUGCCCGUGAUAGCCGCGCUGUGUUGCACUCCCUGUCCUUGUUUAUCAAUGAUAAGUUUCAGAAGUUGAGCGUCAGUCUCCUUGGUUGUGCCAGCAGUUUGCCAUUUGCAAUUUUUUACAUUUUGUUGUGAGAGACUUUCAGCAGUAUUUUUCUCUUGUGGAGCAGCUGAUUCCUUUGCACAAAUGAUCGUGGAUGAGUUUGGGAAGGUGAAGUGCUGGGUGGAUGCCAGCGAGCCAGGCACUGGAAACUGGAUGAAGUACGUGCGCAGCGCCCCCAAGCUGGAGAAUCAGAACAUGGUACCAGUGCAGGUGGAUGGAAAGGUUUACUACAAAGCCAUUCAUAACAUAGGUACAGGUGAGGAGCUAUUGGUACUCAAGGAUGCAGCCUUUCCUGAUCAAGAAGGCAACCCAAUACAGAUCAUAGAAGAGAAGCAGUACGAGUGCGACAAGUGUGAAUGUACGUUCAGGUCAAAGGUCGCUUUGCGAAGGCAUCAGAAGUACGCCUGUAACAACGCCAACGCCAUCUUCUCCACCCUUAACCAAGAGUUCAAAGCCAACGCCGCGAUGGAGAGUAGCAAACCAGUGACAGAUGAGAGUUGUGCCAAUUCAAUGUCAGAGUGUUCUGAUGAGAAGCAAGAAGACCUAGAAGGCAGACAGAAUGAAGAGUUUUCCUGCAAUGAAUGCGGUCGAAGCUUCCACUGGAAAUCGGAUCUGAUCAAGCACCAGGCAACCCAUUACGGCGACAGGAUGUAUCCCUGCGAAAACUGUGGAAAGUGCUUCUCGGAUCCCAGCAACCUGCACCGCCACAUUCGCUCGCAGCAUGAGGGCGCCAGGAGCCACCCAUGCCCGGAGUGCGGAAAGACUUUUGCAACGUCCAGUGGUCUGAAGCAACACACGCACAUCCACAGCAGCAUCAAGCCAUUCACCUGCGAGGUGUGCUUGAAGUCCUACACCCAGUUCUCCAACCUGUGUCGGCACAAGCGGAUGCACGCAAACUGCCGCACCCAACUCAAGUGUGCCACGUGUGGUCAGACGUUCUCCACGGUGACCUCACUGAACAAGCACCGCCGCUUUUGCCACAACGCUCAGGUGUUCAACAGCCAGCUCAACACCUCCAUCAACGCCUCUCAUAACAAUCCAAGCUCUGGUGUUCUCUUGCGUGGCAACGCCCCUCUCCUUGGAAUGCCACCCACUAGCGCCCUCUAUCAGGCUGGCCUUGCACAGAUGUGGAAUGCCAAUCUACACCUCUCCCAACAAGCCUUGAUGCAGAAUAACCUUCUCUCCAGCUCAGGCAACACCAAUGGUGUCAUCAGGGGACCCUACCCUCUAAGCUACCCAUCCCUUGCAGCUCACCCUUCACUCUUGGCCGGAAACCUUACCCCAUCUGCUCUUGCUUCGGCUUCAGAGAGUGCCAACAAGAAUGCAAAAGGGAUGUCAACAGAGGAAUGGCUUCAGCACUACACAGUGGGUGCAGGAAGGGACCAGGAGGGGAAGGGUCUAUGUAGAAGGAUCAAGAUGGAGAGGGAAGAUAGUGACGAGAGUGAAGCCUCGGUUAGCACUCCAUGUGGAAGUGAGCUGGACUGCAGCUCAUACAGUGAUAUUGAAAGCGAAGCUGACAUGGAGAUUACCAAGGCAAAGAGAGUAGCUGAAUUUGUCAAGAAAGAAAAUCCAGAUGAGGGGGGAAUAAAGGAAUGUGGAAAUGCAUCACCUGCAGCAAGUGAGUUGCCUUUUAUGAAGAAUGGAAGCAGUGAGCCCAUCAAGGCUAUCGCAUCUAUUGCAGAUAGAUACUUCAGUACCAGUCCUACAGGUCUAGGAUAUGGUCUUCUGAAAAUUGACCCCGUAGCAAGGUUGGGCAACAGUCACUCACCACCAAGUUUCAAGAAGAUAGACUGUCCGGUCAAGAAACUUGAGUCAACCUUUGACCCAUCCAGGAACCUGCUAAAGCCGCACAAGCCUGAGGAAAGGAAGUUGAAUGAUCAACCUUUGGACCUGAGUGUCCCUAGACCAAAGACCAAAUCCUCGGAUCUUCCAGACAAAGAAGAAGGCCACCUGAGGAGACCACACAUCUUUGGUAUCCCUUCAUCGCUCCUUGGCAAGACAGCAGACAUCCCUGUUAGUAUGGCCUUCUCCUACCCAGGAGGACUCCCUAUUACCAUGGACCCCAUGUACAGGGUUCAGAAUGGCCUUGGCCCUCCUCCAGACAAAUACCAGCGGAUGGAGAAUGGAGAGAAGGUUCCUGCUGUCCCGAUUCCUCUACCUCACUUCCCUCCCAUCCCUAAGAUGGAUUUCUAUGCUGCCAAUAAGAAUCUCAUGAAGUUUCGAGGCCUUCCUGCCCACCAGGCGUAUGCUUUGAGCAGCACCAUGAUGUAUUCAGGGUCCACUCCAUCUGACAAGAUGGUCAUCCGCAGCAAGGAUCGCUACACCUGCAAGUACUGUGGCAAACUCUUCCCUCGGUCAGCCAACCUCACCAGGCAUCUACGUACUCACACAGGAGAGCAGCCGUACUCUUGUAAAUACUGUGACCGAUCCUUCAGCAUCUCCUCCAACCUUCAACGCCACGUUCGCAACAUCCAUAACAAGGAAAAACCUUUCAAGUGUCCGCUCUGUGAUCGCUGCUUUGGCCAGCAGACCAACCUUGACCGCCAUCUCAAGAAACACGAGAGUGAAGAUUUCUCAGGAGAUUCUCAGACCCCAGAGAAGGUAAACGGCGAGGACAGACCGCUCCCAUUGAAGAAGAGCGACGAUUGGUCUGAUGAGCUCAGUGAGAAGGAUGAGGCCUACUUUACCGAGAUCAAGAAUUUCAUCGGAGUCGCUGAGAUGAAAGCUAGAAGGGACCUCAUGUUGAGAGAGCAAGAAGAAAAAAUGGCCAUUGACAGGAGCAAAGACGACAUUGAAAAAGAGGAGGGUGCCUUUCUAGAAAGGGAUUCUGAAGAGGGUGGUCUUGAAGAAGAGAAUCAACAACAGGAGAUCAAGCUCAAGUUGAAGCUCCCCUUCCAGAAAUCUUCCGAUCCUUCCAAGGUCAUGAUGGAAACUGACCUUUACCACGACGACGAGGACGACAUCAUCCCUCGAACACCAGACUCUGAGCAAGACAUGCAGUCGGACGAUGCCAUGUCCGUGUCCGAAUACCAAGACGAUGAUGACAAGGACGACGAUGCGUCAUCAACGGCUCGCCCGGACAGCCUAGGAGGAGAUGAGGAGUCUGGGGAUCUUGAUAGGUCACGACUGAAUGGACGACACCCAAAGCUCCAAGCAUACUCCAUCAUGAUGGCUCUAUCAGAGGACGAACGUAAGAAGAGCAUCCUAUCCAAGGGACAGCCGUUGCUCUGCCCUCCUCAACAAACUGCUGCUGUCAUCUAAAGUUUCUAUCUUUGAUGUUGCUCCUGCUUGAAAAUCUUUCCCUUUACCAGGUGAUAUAGACAUUUGCUUGUAUUAGAUUAAAGCUUUUUCCCAAAGUUCAAGGAUUUGGAUUGAGAAAUUAACUCCUGAUUUCUAUAAAUAAACUUUCAACAUUAGUGAAAUGGUAGUUGACUUUUUUUAAAGGUUCGUUAAAGCUUUAGUUUACUAUGAGUAGUAAUAAUAUUUAGAAAACUGAUUUUCUAUUUGAAAAAGCAUAAAUGCCAUCAUUGUUGAUGAAUUUAUGAAGUUAUAUGUAAUUAAUUGAUUGUACUCAAUUACUAUCCUCAUCAAAACCAUUGCCAAUUUGAUUGACAUUGUAUCUUUGUGAUAUUGAAAUUCCCCGACCACAUAGUCUUUGUUUAUAAUUGAAAUAUGUUUGGCUGAAUAGUAACUGAAAUGUUUACUGGGAACAACAAAAUAUUGAAAUAAUGUUUCAAGGCUGAUCUCUUUCCCAAAGGAAUUAUAAAAUAUCUACCAAGGCAGAUAUUGUGGUAUAACAUGCUUAAAAUCGUGUUUGGAGUUUCUCCAUUAUAUCAUAGUUUACACUGGUGUUUGAACCAAAAGCCUUGAAUCAUUAGAACUUAAAACAUUUUCCUCACAUUAACUAUAAUGUUAUAUAUUGCUGUGAGGGCUAUAAUGGGACUCAUAUUGUGUUUGACAAUCAGAUUUCUGUGUAUUCAAAAUGACAAGGAAAUUUUGUAUUCCAUUUAUUCAUUUUCCUAAAAUGGCUUCAUCAGAAUUAUUGUGACUUUUAUUAUAUUUAAUGAAAUUGUAAAUAGGGAAGCGAUGACAAAUUUGCCAUGUUCAAUGUUUUUGCUGUAUAUAUUACUAUUUAUUAGGAAGGAGAACGAACGGUAUUUGCAUAAUGCUUCUGUUUAUUUGUAUGUAAGAAAAAUGUAUCAGUGUGUUGCCAAUUUGACCAUCUCUACUGAUCUUGUUUAAUUGUGCCAAAUGAAUCAAAAGGAAAUGUCACUGACCCUUUCUCGAUCACAUGGAAAUCAGAGAUUUAUUCCAAUGAAUUAAGAGAGAUAAUCUAUUUGCAGAAAACAUAUUAUAGGGAAAUAUAUUGUAGUUCAAUUAUAGCUGAAAUGUGACUAUGUAUUCAAAAAAAGUGCUCUUUGAUACAAGUUUUAAAAAAGUGCCUUUUGACAUAUUUCUUUAUUGCGCAGUAAAUUAUGAUUUUUUGUUGUUGAACUAAUUCUAAAAAAUCUUGCUGCCAGGGAAUAAGGUUUUAAUAAAGCAAACAGAAGAAAAUGUCUAAAUCAACACCUCAUAAUGAUGAGCGUGCAAAAUUACAGAUUGAUAUUAUUCCAUAGGUAAAGUGGUUUACUUGUAAAAUCAUGUAAUUUCAUCAACUCAUGCAUUUUGUUAUGCCAGUGUUUGUCUAACACACCAAGGAAUAAAUGCAUACUUUUCUCAAUAUGUUUUAGCCUAUGCUUUAAGAACAACUAUGAAAUGUCCUUAAACAGAGCUUACAUUAACUGGCUAUCUGAGUCAAUUUGAAAGAUGUUGACUUAAAUUCCUCAUAUUCUCAAGAAUUGUUGAGCUAAGUAUUCUUUGAGAGGGCCAUUAAUUUAAAAGAAACUUUAAAAAAAAAGAGUAUUCUUACUAAGUGAAAAGAAGAUAGAGAGAGGCUUGGAAAACCUGUCGUUCUACUUCUUCACUUUGAAGUGAAACAAUCAACAAAUUUUCAAUCGAACAACAUUUUUAUCUUUCUUGAUAUCUGUGUGAAAUUAAGUAAAGUGUAUUCAGAAAGAGAGGUUUAUUAAUUCUGCAUUUAAUCAAAUUGAAUGGUAUACCAUAAAAAUUUUGAUUGAUAUUAAAUGAUUUUGAUAUUGAAGUUAAUCAAAACAUGGAUCAAACAUUGAGCUGUAAGAUUUAUUUUUCUCCUAAUACAGGACGGUUAAGGAAGAAAGCAGUUGUAACAAGCAUUGAUAUUAAUGGGUAGUUGAAUAUUCUUGCCUCCAUAUUUUUGUUUAUUUGUUUGUUUCCAUAAUGUAACAGUAAGACAAUUUGAAAUGUGUUUCUUUGAGGGCUGUGAGAGGUUGUGCUUGUAUGCCAUAAUGAUGUAAUAUAUUUAAUAUAUGAUAGAAUACAGUGGACAUGUUAUGGAAAAAAUUGAAGAUAUUGUGAAAGAAAUUUCAUUAAAAGAUUAACUUUUCUUGGAAGUGCCCCUCUCAGUUUUAGCAUUAAUGUAUUCUGUGCUAUCUAUUUGCCGUCUGUCCUUUUUUGUGGCAGUUUAUGUUAUGGAUUUUUUGUGCUUGGAGUUAGCUGUAAAUAUUUUGUGUCGACACGAGUACCAGAGAAUUUUAUGCGUCACUUUUUAUAAAACUGAUAUAGUUUUACGACUCAUCAUGUAUAUAAAUUAUGGUCACAACAGGUGAAUUUUUUCUUUCUUUUGGAAGUGGAGUUUCUUACAUUUGUAUAGAACAUUUUGUGCUUGCUUAUACAAGGUCUCUACGUGAUGUGCUUUGUAAUCAAAAAUGUUAUUUUUGUGUGUUCUUCAGAUUGGACAACUCAAGAUUAUGUAGAUGGCUGCGACAUUCCAGUUUUUUGUAGAGUAUUUAUAGGUAGUAUGGUAUACUGCACAAAUGGUCUUGCAUUAUAUUCCUUUGGACUCUAGUUAGUUUUCAUGUUUAGAUCUUAAUGAUAGAAUGGACAUUUCUUCUUUUAGAUAUGUUUUAAUUGAUAUUUGAAUGGUAGUGUAGCUAGCAUUUUGCAGCUCAUUAAAACAAAAAUGUAUCGCAUGUUACAUUUUGAUGAUUCGUUUUACCUAAAGGAUUUGUAAAAUAUUUUUCUUCUUUUUAUGACUAUUCAUGCAUUUUUGUUUAAUUUUAUCAUGUAGUAGGCAAAUUAAUUUGGCAUUGUGUCUUAUGUAUCAUUCCAAUGAAGCAUUUUACAAGUGAGUCUGCCGCUUGAUGAAUAUAUUUAGAAAGAGAGAGAACAAAUAACUAUUCCACUGGCUAUUAAACUCAUUUUCUGCCCUUGAUAGAAGUAUACAUUCAUAUAUGUCGUUGCCUUUGUGUAUAUAUUUAUGUACAUUUUGCCGUAGUACAAAUUCUAAAGAGACAAUCAUUUUAAAGAAAGAGAUGAGACAAAUUGUGAAUAUUUUCCUUGAUUAAUGAUUCAGAUAAUGUGUUAGAGAUGCUUGUGGAGAUUUAAUUGGAUGACAUCAGACAAUGGAUAUUAUGAAGUUAUAUCAUAUGAUAUUUUUGUACAAAAUGUUGUAAUAUGUAGAUGCCAGUGUAGUAAGUAUGGUAUUAUGUCCCAAAUGUCGAGUUGGUAACUAGAAGCUUGAACGCAAAAUAGAGCAUACUUUUCAUAAUAAUAAACUUAUACGUAAGGUUAUAACAAGAAAUGCUGAAAUACAAGAGAUGUAUACAACUCAUAGGAAACCUUGCAAUUUACAGUGUAGUAAUUACUUAUAACACUAUAAUUACGAGUAAUGCUGUUUUAGCAAAAAUCUCUAAAUUCUCAUUUUCUAAUUGGCGAGUGGUUUCAUUUGUAACAAAUACUAGGACUCUGCUUUUGAAUUCAAUGUGCGUAACUUGUAUGUUUGAACAAAUAACUCUGCUCUUAACUAAUCACCCAUGAUUGCUCUAUUUACCCUAUUGUGCCAUCGUAAUUAUCUCAUCGAAUUAUGGGAAGUUUUUGCAGCUCCUUCUCUUGUGUAGUUAAAUCUUUAUAACCGUGUUGAUGAAGAACCGUUCAAUCGUUCAAAUAAAGCCAGUAUGGCUUGGAGUAAGUGAUACACCACUGAUGUUGAUCAAUGUAGAAAUAGAAUACACCCACCGUUGUUGUUUGUCAUCAGCUAGAGGAUUACUGCUGACUAAUAUCAUAUUAAUAAAAGAGAGGAAAAAAAUCAUACUUCA
Strongylocentrotus purpuratus (purple sea urchin) is the source of this 7468-nucleotide messenger RNA. RefSeq names its product histone-lysine N-methyltransferase MECOM. The record is from RefSeq and is a predicted model, not a curated record. Gene Ontology annotation, cellular component: nucleus. Gene Ontology annotation, molecular function: RNA polymerase II transcription regulatory region sequence-specific DNA binding; DNA-binding transcription factor activity, RNA polymerase II-specific. The transcript has 5 exons. Gene Ontology annotation, biological process: regulation of transcription by RNA polymerase II. Bases 381 to 3557 code for a protein of 1058 amino acids. NCBI's taxonomy places the organism in Eukaryota, Metazoa, Echinodermata, Echinoidea, Camarodonta, Strongylocentrotidae.